This is a messenger RNA of Nymphaea colorata (pocket water lily), 2248 nucleotides long. Its product is annotated as L-ascorbate oxidase homolog. The transcript is spliced from 8 exons. NCBI's taxonomy places the organism in Eukaryota, Viridiplantae, Streptophyta, Magnoliopsida, Nymphaeales, Nymphaeaceae. Gene Ontology annotation, molecular function: oxidoreductase activity; copper ion binding. The record is from RefSeq and is a predicted model, not a curated record. The coding region runs from base 285 to 1943 and encodes 552 amino acids.
CUGCCUCACUCCCUCCUCAGUUCUUACUUCCCAGCCUCUCCCUCCUGCUAUAGAAAAGACCACAAGGAACCAGGACGCCCCAUCAAAGCCUUCGCAAAACUUGCAGCGAAUAGCGGAAGGGGAUCUUUCUCUCUCUCCAUCUCUCUCAUGUUUCCAUAGUACACGCUGUUUCGGAGUCCCCACGCGUUGCUCCACUCGAUCGAUUUACGCAACAUCGGGUUCGAACGAAGGUCACACUCUUUUCCUCUAGAGUUCUACAGGCAUUACUUUCAUUUUCGGUUCUAAUGAGCAGGUCUGUGAGCAUCUGGGGCGCCAUGAGAAGCACCAUCGUUUUCAGAUUUCUUGCUCUCUUUUUGCUUCUCGUCGUUCCCUUCGUCAAUGGUGAGGACCCCUACAGAUUUUACACAUGGAACGUCACUUAUGGUGAUAUCUACCCACUUGGGGUGAGGCAGCAGGGGAUUUUGAUCAAUGGGCAGUUUCCGGGACCGGAGAUCGACUGUGCUACCAAUGACAACAUCAUUGUUAAUGUCUACAACAGCCUUCCGGAACCGUUUCUUAUUUCCUGGAACGGCUUGCAACACAGGAAGAAUUCAUGGGAAGAUGGAGUCUAUGGCACAAACUGCCCCAUACCACCUGGGAGAAACUUCACAUACAUAAUGCAGGCCAAGGACCAGAUUGGCAGCUUCUUCUACUUCCCUUCCUUAGCUUUCCAUAAAGCUGCCGGCGGCUUCGGCGCAUUCAGGGUCAGUAGCCGGCCGCUCAUUCCCGUCCCCUUCCCCCCGCCGGCCGGAGAUUACACCGUUCUCAUUGGUGACUGGUUCAAAGCCAAUCACACUGAUUUGAAAGCAAUUCUGGACAACGGAGAAAACCUGCCAUUUCCUGAUGCCGUUCUCAUCAAUGGUCGCGCCGCCAAUGGCAUGUAUUUCACUGUUGAUCAAGGCAAGACUUACCGGUUCCGGAUCUCGAACGUCGGCCUGACGACAUCGCUCAAUUUCAGGAUCCAGGGCCACACCAUGACCUUGGUCGAAGUCGAGGGCUCGCAUACCAUACAAAAUACGUAUUCUUCAUUGGACGUACACCUCGGACAAUCGUACUCGGUGCUGGUGACCAUGGACCAGCCCGGCAAGGACUACUACAUGGUGGUCUCCACAAGGUUCACCACCCCGGUCCUGACCACCACAGCCAUUCUACAUUAUAGCAACUCUGCCGGUGCAGUGUCCGGCCCACCACCGGGCGGCCCCACCAUUGAGAUUGACUGGUCACUCAAUCAGGCCAGAUCUAUACGAUGGAAUCUGACUGCAAGUGCAGCAAGGCCAAACCCACAAGGAUCUUAUCAUUAUGGAUUGAUCAAUACAACAAGAACUAUCCAACUGGCAAACUCAGCACCGGUCAUCAAUGGCAAGCAGAGAUACGCUGUUAAUGGCGUAUCAUUCGUUCCUGCAGAUACACCACUGAAGAUUGCUGAUUUCUACCAGAUUGCUGGAGUUUUUACUCUUGGUAGUAUUGCUGAUUAUCCAAGUGGAGGUGGUGCCUAUCUUCAGACAGCUGUAAUGGCUGCCGACUACCGAGCAUACGUUGAGAUUGUGUUCCAAAACUAUGAGAAUACGGUCCAGUCAUGGCACAUUGAUGGUUACUCGUUCUUCAUUGUCGGAAUGGACGGAGGUCAAUGGACUCCUGCAAGCAGGGAAGGUUAUAAUCUCCAAGAUGGCAUCUACAGAUGCACAACGCAGGUAUACCCACAGUCAUGGACUGCAGUAUACAUGCCUCUGGACAACGUGGGGAUGUGGAACAUAAGAUCAGAGAACUGGGCCAGGCAGUACUUGGGACAGCAGUUCUAUCUCCGGGUCUACACUCCUGCACCUUCAUACAGAGAUGAGUAUCCCAUCCCAAGAAAUGCGCUCUUAUGUGGCCGGGCAGCCGGUCGCCGGACCAGACCUCUGUGAUCACAAUCAUCGGUGGUGCUCAACUCAAAGCUGUCGUCAUGAAAGGAUGACGAUUUACUGAAAUUAUGCUUCUUCCUUGGUGCUCAACUCAGAGUUGUUGUCUAAGCAGAGUAAUUUUGAUAUUCUUCAAUUAUUCCUUUCUCCAUUAAUAUAAAUCCUAAGAAGUAAAAUCCUUGGAUAUGUAUCUGUAUGAGGACUUAGCACGAUGACCACAUCUAGAAAGCUGUGGCCUCGAUUCUUGUAGCAUUGUUGGGGUAUAUUGGCUGUUGUGAUUUUAUAGAAAAAAUAGAAUAAAGAUUCAAAUC